This is a messenger RNA of Octodon degus (degu), 4075 nucleotides long. It is a transcript of the gene Fbrs, whose product is annotated as fibrosin. The record is from RefSeq and is a predicted model, not a curated record. The coding region runs from base 1 to 2979 and encodes 992 amino acids. NCBI's taxonomy places the organism in Eukaryota, Metazoa, Chordata, Mammalia, Rodentia, Octodontidae. The transcript has 21 exons.
AUGAUGCGGUCUCUGGGCCCCCGCAGUGGCACCCCCAACGGGAGCCCUCUAAGACCACGACACCGCCGUCCUCCCGCCGGAAGACUCCAGGCCGCCGCCACUCAGGGCCGGGACCGGGACCGCGAGCAGCGGCGCCGCCGAGGGCCAGGAGGCGACGCACCCCGGGCCUUGCUGUCCACCCCUCGCGGCUCCUCGUCUUCGUCGUCGCCGCCACCGCCCGCCAGGCCCUGGUCGUCGGCUUCGUCCGGUGAGCGGCCCGGAGGCCCGAGGCGGCGGCGGCCCCGACCCAGGCCUCGGCCCCCACGACCCCGCGCUCGGAAGCGGCCCGCCGGUUCGGGUAGCCGCGGGGAGGAAGAGGAAGAGGAGGAUGAAGGGGGCGCCGACGACGGGGAAGCUGAGGAGGAGCCGGAGGAAGAAGAGGAGGAGGAGGAUUUGAUCGAUGGCUUUGCCAUCGCCAGCUUCGCCAGCCUCGAGGCCUUGCAGAAGGAUGCAUCUCUUCAGCCCCCAGAGCGACUGGAACAUCGGCUGAAGCAUUCUGGGAAACGGAAGAGGGGGGGCUCCAGUGGGGCCACUGGGGAGCCAGGGGACAGCUCUGAUCGUGAGCCUGGCCGGCCCCCUGGGGACCGGCCCCGCAAAUGGCCCAACAAGCGGAGAAGGAAAGAGGCCUUCUCCCGGCACUCUGUGGAAGCUGGAUACAUAUGUGAUGCAGAAAGUGAUCUGGACGAGAGGGUCUCUGAUGAUGACCUCGAUCCGUCCUUUACUGUCUCAACCAGCAAAGCCUCGGGCCCCCACGGCACCUUCAAUGGGAACUGUGAAGCAAAACUCUCCGUGGUCCCUAAAGUGUCGGGCCUGGAGCGGAGCCAGGAACAGCCCCCAGGGCCCGACCCGCUGCUAGUGCCUUUCCCCCCGAAGGAACCACCACCUCCGCCGGCCCCCCGGCCUCCGAUCUCACCCCCUGCACCUUUGCCGGCCGCCCCCAGUCUGCCGCCCCCACCCCAGCCCCAGCUGCAGCUUCGGGUCUCGCCCUUUGGCCUGCGCACUUCUCCCUAUGGCAGCAGCCUGGACCUCAGCACUGGCAGCUCUUCACGGCCGCCCCCCAAGGCCCCGGCCCCUCCCGCGGCUCAGCCUCCCCCCUCAUCAUCCUCUUCGUCCUCCUCCUCUUCCUCUGCCUCCUCCUCGUCCACGCAGCUCACCCACCGGCCCCCGACGCCCUCACUCCCACUGCCCUUGUCCACCCACGGCUUCCCCCCACCUGGGCUGCGGCCCCCACCCCCACCCCACCACCCCUCCUUGUUCUCCCCUGGCCCAGCCCUACCCCCACCCCCGCCCCUGCUGCAGGUGCCAGGGCACCCUGGGGCCUCAGCUGCUAACGCCCUUUCUGAGCAGGACCUGAUCGGCCAGGACCUGAACUCUCGCUACCUGAAUGCCCAGGGUGGCCCUGAGGUGGUGGGGGCAGGGGGCUCAACACGGCCCCUGGCCUUCCAGUUCCACCAGCACAACCACCAGCACCAGCACACCCACCAGCACACCCAUCAGCACUUCACCCCUUAUCCCCCGGGCCUGCUGCCUCCCCACGGCCCCCACAUGUUUGAGAAAUACCCAGGCAAGAUGGAAGGCCUUUUCCGACAUAAUCCGUACACGGCCUUCCCUCCCGCAGUGCCCGGCCUCCCUCCGGGCCUCCCGCCGGCUGUCUCCUUUGGCUCCCUGCAGGGGGCCUUCCAGCCCAAGAGCACGAACCCUGAGCCGCCACCACGACUGGGGCCAGUACCGAGCGGGCUCCCCCAGAAGGGGACACAGAUCCCCGAGCAUUUCCGGCCACCUUUGAGGAAGCCAGGGAAAUGGUGUGCCAUGCACGUGCGCUUGGCUUACAUGAUCCUGAGACACCAAGAAAAGAUAAAGGGUGAUUCCCACAAGCUUGACUUUCGGAACGACCUCCUGCCCUGCCUUCCCGGGCCCUAUGGGGCCCUGCCCCCUGGGCAGGAGCUCUCCCACCCGGCCUCCCUCUUCACUGCGACUGGUGCCGUCCACGCUGCAGCCAACCCUUUCACAGCAGCUCCCGGGGCCCACGGACCCUUCCUGAGCCCCAGCACCCACAUUGAUCCCUUUGGGCGUCCCACAAGCUUCGCCUCCUUGGCUGCCCUCUCCAACGGGGCCUUUGGAGGCUUGGGCAGCCCCACAUUCAACUCCGGCACCGUCUUUGCCCAGAAAGAAAGCCCAGGGGCCCCACCAGCCUUCGCCUCCCCCCCAGACCCCUGGGGCCGCCUGCACCGAAGUCCCCUGGCCUUCCCUGCCUGGGUGCGGCCCCCGGAGGCUGCCCGGACCCCAGGCUCAGACAAGGAGCGGCCUGUGGAGCGGAGGGAGCCCUCGAUCACCAAGGAGGAGAAGGACAGGGACCUCCCGUUCUCACGGCCCCAGCUCCGUGUUUCUCCUGCUACUCCCAAGGCCCGGGCGGGUGAGGAAGGGGCUCGGCCUGCCAAGGAGUCCGUGCGGGUAAAGGAAGAGCGGAAAGAGGAGGCUGCUGCCGCUGCUGCUGCUGCUGCCGCCGCUGCUGCCGCCGCCGCCGCCGCUGCCGCUGCUGCAGCCACUGGGCCUCAGAGCCUUCACCUGCUGUUUGAGAGGCCCCGGCCGCCCCCCUUCCUGGGCCCUAGUCCACCAGAGCGCUGUGCUGGCUUCCUAGAGCCAGCAUGGUUGGCAGGGCCCCCACGCCUCGCCAGGCCACCCCGCUUCUAUGAGGCUGGAGAGGAGCUGACUGGACCUGGGGCCGUGGCCGCUGCCCGCCUCUACGGUCUCGAGCCGGCUCACCCCUUACUCUACAGCCGACUGGCUCCUCCACCCCCACCUGCUGCAGCCCCAGGAACCCCUCAUCUUCUCAGCAAGACCCCCCCGGGAGCCCUUUUGGGGGCACCACCUCCACUUGUGCCCGCCCCCCGGCCCACUUCUCCUCCUCGGGCCCCUGGCCCAGCCCGGGCCGACAGGUGAGGGAGGGGUGCAGUGGGUACAAAGCUCCAGCUCCCUGUUGGACAAGAUCUUGUGGCUGAGGCUUUAAGCCAAGGCCAGAAGGCAGAGGUCGUGACUUCACAGUCUCUGAGGUCAUGGACCUGGGAGCAGAAGCCCCAGCCCCCAGGAGGUCAAGUGUCACAGGAGCCAUGGGGUCGCUGGGAGGGCAGAGGCCACAAGCCUGAGGGGGUGUGUGAGCAGGCUCAUUUCAGAGGCCUUGGCUCCUGACCUCUCGAGGUCACCUUCACCCCUCUACAGGCCUUUUGCGGCACUUGGCCUCCUCCCCAAGGGUUCACUAGGCCAGAGGCCAAAGUGCCCCCCUCCAGCUACCACCCAAGUCCUCAUGCCCUCCCAGGGCCAGAAGAGGGGCUAAAGGAAAGGGGUUCCAUGUACAUAUUUAUCUCCCCUUCCACAUAGUCCCCCAGACCUUUUGUACAUUUUUACAGGGGUGCCCCUCAACAGUCCCAUUCCUGGUUAAUUCAAUCCUCAGACUGGUGCUGUGUUCCUAGCCUUUGGCCCCUGUGGUAGGAGGGCUGGCAGGGGAAGAGCUGGGAAAGGACGGGCUGGAAUCUAGGGCUUAUUCCUGGGAAUGGGGGUCGAUCUUGCAGAAGGUGGACCCAGAGAAAGGGACCUUGGGACCUAGGCUGCAAGGAAGGGCAAAUGCCACCUGCUGACAGCCCAGGCCCCCACCCAACUCGUUCUUAUUAACUCUGCCCUCAACUCCACUUCUCACUGACUCGGUGCCCCGCCCAUUUCCAAGUGCCCCCAGGACUCCUGGGCCCUGCUCCGAAGAACCCUAUUCUCCAGAACCCUGCCCAGGCUGGGGGGUGGGCAGAAAAGGUCACCAUGUACCAUACACCAAAGAAAGGGGUUGGCCCAGGGCUGGGCAGCAGGCCACUGCUCUGGUAGCCUUGCGCAGCAGCCCCAGCCUUCCCAAAGCAGCAGGUGUCUCCAGGCUGGGCCCCACUAGAAGGCAGGGCUCAGGUUAACAAAACCAUAACUUUGACUUUUUUCCCCGGUGGGGCUUAUUCUGUAACAUGACUUGCGGAUAUUUAUAUAAAAAUGAGUGUUACAAUGA